AUGAACGCGCUCCAACAAAAAUGUCGCCCGAAGCACCAGGUUUUAGUCCUGAAGUGCUACCCGCGGACAACCAAGGGCGCCGUCGAUGUUAAACCGAAUUCUAGCGAACUGAGCUAUUUGCUCUUUUAUGCCACUUCUCGACGCUCCAAAAUCCAGAAGAUUGGCUCCUUUCUGGAGAAGAAGACGGCCAGCGAUGUUUGGCGACAGCGCAUCGGAAAUGUCCAAGUUACCCUCCGAAUUCUCACAGCAUUGAUUGAGAAGGCUCCCAAGGACCUACCGCUGGUUGCUCCCAAUGUUCUUAAAAUUAUCGACCUGAUCCUUGGCUCCAAGGACAUCACCAUGGUCGAGUCGUCUAUUCCUACCUUCGAGGCCUUUUGCGAAAACCACGACACUUCAUCCUCAUUUGCCGAUCAGGCCUAUCUUGCUCAGUACGAGUCCAUCGUCCGCACAUAUGCCUCCCUCGCCUCGACCCGCCAAAAUCCUGGAAAAGGCGCUUCCAGCAAGCCUGUUUUGAUGCGAUGGAGAAACGCUGGUUUGGAGGCAAUCAGGAGCGUAUCCUCUUCGGAGGCUCUGUCCUCAGUUACUGGCCGCCAGUUUGAUGUCAUUGUUCCCGUGAUUCUGGACAACCUCUGGUGGGACGACGACGAGCUGCUUGAGACCCUCCUGUCGCGGAUACAGAUGGAAGAGAAAGUCCAAACCGAAAAGCUUCGUCGUAGGACGAGCGUCGCAACUCAGGGGACCGGCGAUACGGGUGAAGCCAACCCUAUUGCCCUAACUGGUACUGCCCUCGAUGUGGAUAAGCUGGCCGAAGAGGACGUUGGUGUACUUGCUCUGCAAUGCCUAAAGCAGAUUUUUGUGGUGCCCAACCGGCCACAGAUUCACUCUGCUACCGCAGCCCUAUUUCAAUUCAUCGAAAAACGUGUCGCGAACGGCAACAUUGUCGUAAAAACGGACGAGAAAUCUGCCAAGGAUCAUGGUUGGGCAAUUAGCAUCUACGACACAAUCGCGCGAUGGGCCCCCGUUCAAGACCGCUACGUCAUCCUGGUAACUGCGCUGGAUCAUUUGUUGAAAUCGCCCGUUAAGGAUGACAAUCUCAAGCUGCACUUGGCUCUGACUGCCAUGAUUGGAUCCUUGCUACGGUCCGACGUCAACCUGAUUGGCCUGAGCGCCAUGGAUGUCUUGCUGGGCUUGACACAGCAUAUGAAAAAGCUCAUUCACCUGCCUGGUGGCCUUGGAAGAGUAGACGGGGAGUCCGAAGCUGGGCCGCCAUCCUCUGUUCAGGCUUCUGGAGAAACCAUGGCUCAAAGACGCGAGCUCCUUGAGCGUAUCCAAUCCUGCAUCGGAGACCUUGCGACACACGUCUACUAUGCAGACCAGAUCUCUGAUAUGAUAUCUACCAUCCUGCUUCGACUUAAGCCGUCCAAGUCCUCAAGUACCAGCUCGUCGCCGCAAGCAGAAAAUGCUGAACAGACCUCAACAGACGACCUCAAUGGUAGUCAAACUCAAGUAGAGACCUACCUUUCACGUAACGUGGGCAAAACGGCAGCCUUGAAGGCGAUUAAGAAUAUCCUUCUUGUGGCAAACCCGCGAGCACAAAUGUCUGGUAACAUGAACUUGUCAAGGAACAAAGUACCAAUCCAAGUCUGGGAGAAUACCCAAUGGCUCCUGCGGGACCCAGAUGGUGAGGUCAGAAAGGCAUACGUAGACGCACUGUUGACUUGGCUUGACCGCGAAACCACGCCAGCAGACCUCAAGGCUCGGGAUGAGCAUACACAACAUCACCGAUCUUCACUAAAGAACAGCCGCGAACUCCAGCCUGGUAAUGCCGCCCAUCGAGCUGCUUCUAGCGCGUCCAACCGAGACAAGGCCUCACGGCAUCGGUCGCACUUCCUUCAGCUUCUGCACAUUGCAGUUUAUGAUAACGCCUUGCAAUACGUUGACUUCGAUUAUGAUAUCGUCCUGCUGCAUGUCCUUCUCAACAAGCUAGUAACUCGUUUGGGUGUGAAUGCAGCUCAGUACGGACUGCCUAUGGUCUUCCGUCUUCAGGAAGACAUUCCCGAUGCCGAGACACCUGUGCAGAAGGUCCGCCUUGGUAGUCUCUGCCAUGGAUAUUUCUGGGCCGUCACCGAAGUGUUUGACAUUGAAAACUCGGCCGUGGGCCGUGCUAUCACAAACGAAGUCAUCCGACGGCGCAGUAAGCAUUUCUGGACCGAAGGGGUGGCUAUUCCCCCACCGGCAAUGGAGGUUAUCACACCUGGAGUGUCUACGUCACUUACAAAAAUGCCCGCCGACGAGGUUGAGUCUGAGGCCCUACUGCCAUUUGAUGAUCGAACGUCGCUCGUGGAGAGCAUCACCGCAAGCUAUGCGGACACUAGCGUGUCACCACCAACAAGUCCUGCACAGUCACCUGGGCGCAACUUUUCGCAUCCGAUUCUUAGCUCAUCACUCAGCACUGUUGCUCCAAACCCUGACAGUGAGCUGCCAUCAGCCUUCCGCGAGCACAUGCUAGCAGAAUGGUCGAGGGACUCAGCCAUGCUAGCUCUCCAAGCCGGGAGCAAGUCGGAGUCGUUGGCUGGCUCCAAAACUGGCACUAUGGGAACCAACCGACACCACCUGACGGUCAAUGGCGCUAAUGGCCAAGGAAACACGGCGGCGUCUUCGCCAGUCGGUAGCCAACAAAAUCUGCGCCCAAACACAUCCCACACCCACGGCGGCUUAUCUCCCAUAAGCAAGCUUCGAAAAAGCAGUGUCAGAAGUGGCGUGUCGCCAUCUCGCUCAGAUUCCAGCAGGGGUGUUGUUACAUCUGUUGACCAGCUUAAGGCAGUUUUGACAGGCCAAGUGCCGGCCACACCGAUCGGCACAUCAGCUGGAUUGCACCAUGAUAGCGAUAGCGAUAGCAUGGUCAGCUAUGACUUCACGCCGUCGGAACUCAGUUUCAACCCGGCCACCUCGCAGACAGGAAACGGCGACGCGGCGUCUUUAGGCCGCCCGCGUUCUGCAUCGCAAUCCAGCAAAGGUGGGCCGUUGAAUUCCAACCCUCUGUACGAGCAGAGCGAAGACGAAGAUGUCCCACCGGUGCCGCCACUUCCUGAGCAUAUCGGAGGGCUGUCAUCGUCGAUUUCUAUUCAGGACUAUGCGGUGAAGCCGGCGAAGAGAGAUGACCCUGAAUUCUUUACUCUGGCUCGUACACCCGACUCUUCACCGAGCUCACCGCCCGAAGGUGUGUAUGUCGACAAGAUGAAGCCCGCAACACGCAUACCUCUCCGCCUCUUCGCGGCUUCUUCGCCGCUGUCGCCCUACUCCGCCGCCACAUAUACCGGACGACAAUGCAUCGCCGCCGCGAGAACCAUCUCGUCGACGCCCCUCAAGCCCGCCGAGGUCGCGCCCGUUGUCGGCACCGGCCCGCCGCCGGAGCCGCCCGCUCCCACCACCGAGGCUGAUGACCGUGCCGCUGAGCUGCGCGCCCGUGUCGAGAGGAGGAGGAAACAGGCCGAGAUGCUCAAGCAGGCCAAGAAUAUCCGCGGCGCCGCGGAAGCCAAGGCUAGCGGUGCCGCUGGCAAGGCCGCCGGCCUGACGAGGAGAUUCUGGAACGACGUUAGUGUGCAGGAGGUCAAUGGCGCCCUGCAGGUCCAUCUCGACGCCCGUCCCCUCCGUCACCCCAAUACCAAGGAGAUCAUUCGCCUUCCUCCCUCGAAGCAGCACCUCGCCUCCGCCCUCGCGAUCGAGUGGGACCUCCUCACAUCUUCCCAACAGGCGACGAGGCAGCACCUGAUCCCUCUGACCUCGCUCGUCUGCCGCGCAAUCGACAUCGCCGAGGACGACGCUGCGUCCGCCACCAUCCGCGAGCAGAUUGCCACCACUGUCCUGCGCUACCUCGAUACCGAUUCUCUUCUCUGCUGGGCCCCGCCCCCUGGAGUCUCCGACAGGCGCAACGAGGCCGGCGAGAGCCUGAGAGACGUGCAGAAGCGCACUGCCGAGGGUAUCAUCUCGUUCCUGACCUCCCGCGUCUGGCCUGGUCUGGACAUUGUCCCGGUGCUCGACGGAGAGAGCAUCUUUCCGCGCCGACAGAACGAGGGUGUGAGAGAGGUUGUGCAGGGCUGGGUUAUGGGGCUCGACCCCUGGGAGAUUGCCGGCCUGGAGCGCGCCGUGUUGGCGGGCAAGAGCAUGAUCGGCGCCGCGAGGUUGGUCGUUGAGUGGAGCGAGGGUCCUGUCGGCGACAGAGUUCCCGGUGCCGACCGGUUCGGUGUUGAGGAGGCGGCCACGGCUUCCAGCUUGGAGGUGACCUGGCAGACGGGCUCCUGGGGCGAGGUUGAAGAUACGCACGAUGUUGAGAAGGAGGACUUGCGCAGACAGCUGGGCAGUGUGGUUCUUCUCGUCUCUGGCACGAACCGCAAGUGA
This is a messenger RNA of Colletotrichum truncatum, 4398 nucleotides long. NCBI's taxonomy places the organism in Eukaryota, Fungi, Ascomycota, Sordariomycetes, Glomerellales, Glomerellaceae. The record is from RefSeq and is a predicted model, not a curated record.